CAAAAUAAUAAAUACACCACAACACGAAAAACUCAAUUACAAAAACAUAUAUACCUAUAAAUAAAUAAUAACAAAAUAAUAAAUACACUGCUUGCUUUCCUUUCACUUUAUACCUCUUAUUAAAAUUUAGCAUUUCCUACCAUUCAGCUAGGGUUCAGUCCAUUCAAAAAAAAAAAAAAAAAAUAACACCAUGAAACUAGCUUCACUAGAGGGCAUCCAAAACGCUCACGAAGAUUCGAUUUGGUCGGCGGCGUGGGUCCGAUCAUCGGAGGAUUCUCCGGCAUUACUUCUCACCGGUGGUUUAGACGAAACAGUGAGGCUAUGGGAUCCGAGUAACUUCAAUUGUGUUCAAACAUUUACGGGUCAUUGUCUCGGUGUUGUAUCUGUUGCUACACAUCCUACUAGGAGAAUUGCUGCGUCUGCUUCGAUUGAUAGUUUUAUUAGAGUGUUUGAUGUUGAUAGUAAUAAGACUAUUGCUACUCUUGAAGCUCCUCCAUCUGAAGUUUGGCAAGUGCAGUUUAGCCCUGAUGGUAGCAAUCUGGCAGCAGCUGGAGGUGGUAGUUCAUCAGUCAAGCUAUGGGAUACUACUCAGUGGCAACUCGUUGCGACAAUGUCAAUUCCUCGACAAGGAGCCCAACAACCAUCUGAUAAAAGCAGCAACAAGAAAUUUGUCCUUUCGGUUGCAUGGAGCCCCGAUGGUAGGCUUCUUGCUUGUGGAUCAGUUGAUGGUACAAUUUCUGUUUUUGAUGUAGCUCGUGCCAAGUUCCUUCACUUCUUAGAUGGCCAUUGCAUGCCUGUUCGUUCUCUUGUGUUUUCACCUUCACUUCACGAUGCAAGAAUACUCUUCUCGGCAUCUGACGAUGGUCAUGUGCAUGUGUAUGAUGCUGAGGGGAAAACAUUGCUCACAUCUUUAUCGGGUCAUGCAAGUUGGAUUCUGAGCGUUGAUGUCUCCCCAGACGGAGCAGCAAUUGCAACAGGGUCAAGUGACAAGACGGUCAGGCUUUGGGACCUCAAAAUGAGAGCGGCUACACAAACUUUAACCAACCACGCAGAUCAGGUUUGGGCUGUCGCUUUUGGACCAACAUCAAGAACUGAUGUUCGGUCCUGUAUGCUUGCUAGCGUGUCUGAUGACAAGAGCUUGUCGUUCUAUCAGUACUCUUAACAGUUUAUCGUUCUUUUUGAUGGCAUGACUUUAGGUUUCAGAAUCAUAUGCCUGAAAUGUUAUUUAUUCGAUCUCUAGAAAACACAUCAAAUUUCGUAUCCAGUUGUGAACCGGAGCAUGCUUUCUUAAUGUUCUUCGUUACUGUAUAAACUAGCGAUGGAGCAGAUGCUUAUUUCAUGUUAUCUUCGACGACUGUUGGAGUUUCUGUA
Molecule: messenger RNA, 1371 nt
Organism: Capsicum annuum
Lineage: Eukaryota; Viridiplantae; Streptophyta; Magnoliopsida; Solanales; Solanaceae
Product: WD repeat-containing protein VIP3
Exons: 2
Coding region: 191-1162 (323 amino acids)
Cellular component (GO): Cdc73/Paf1 complex
Molecular function (GO): protein binding
Source: RefSeq, a predicted model, not a curated record